Molecule: messenger RNA, 1082 nt
Organism: Cyprinus carpio (common carp)
Lineage: Eukaryota; Metazoa; Chordata; Actinopteri; Cypriniformes; Cyprinidae
Product: centromere protein H-like
Exons: 8
Coding region: 242-871 (209 amino acids)
Biological process (GO): chromosome segregation; kinetochore assembly; mitotic spindle organization
Cellular component (GO): kinetochore; nucleus
Molecular function (GO): kinetochore binding
Source: RefSeq, a predicted model, not a curated record
GAACGGCCAUUGAACAAAAAGAAGAAGAAGAAGACUGGUUUGAAGUUGGGCGGCUUGGAGGCUUGCUUAAGUAAUAUUAGUAAACAAAAGCGGCAACAGAAAGAACGAGAAGUGACGAUAAGUGAAACGGAAAGUUGUUUAAAUACGCUUACUUUGUUGGUGUAGUUUUUUUUUAUCCUUAUGCGGUUAUUGCAAACAACUGGGAAGUCAAAGGAAUUCAUUGGUUAUUCGAAAUACAAAGAUGAGUCUCAGUAAUCAUGAUGAACCCUCUUCAGAUGUUGAUCCAGCUGCAGUGAACAACAGUGUGCGUGAUACAACAUCAGCUUCUGACGGGGUGACACCCACACGCUUAUUAAAAUCCAAGUAUGAAAGUAAAAUAGAGCAGGCAAGACUCUCAUAUUUCAACAAAACGCUGGUAUUGAACAGCUGUGUCCUGUGUUUGUUUUUGUGUAGAAUGCAGAUUUGGAAUGUCAUCACUGGAAAGAUGAUUCAGAAUGAUGCAGAUGCUGAGGUACUUAAAGAUCUGACUCAUCAGAACACUAAACUCUGUGAAAAGACCAUGAAAAUUUUAAAGGAAACACGAGAGCUUCAGGACCAGAUCACAGAUAUCCAGAAGGAAAGACUUGACCUAAAAGGACAAAUUAAGAAGAAAAUGCAGGAGAUAAAUGAGUUGAAACAGGUGAAGGAGAACCAGGGAGAAGUUCAACAGAGAGCCAAGGAAAGAGCAGAGGCGGUGCUACAGAAAUACCAGAAGGUCACCACCAUUUUACAAAAUGUGUUGCGGGGAAUGAUACUGGCCAGUAAAGUCAGCUGGAGGGAUGAUCCUAAAUUAAGGGACAUUGCAAUGGGAUUAGAAAACAUUACCAACUAAAGACCUGUUUGAACACAGUUCUCCAAUUAAUGUAUAUACUUUACCUGUAAAUGUGCUCACUGUUACCAUGCAUAUUCGAGCUUGUUGUAACAGCUCAUUUUAGAAUGUUUUAGCAUUCUGAAUGUGAGAUAAAUGAACUGAUUUUACCAAUGAAUUUACUUUUUAAAAUAAAGUUCAGACUCAUCCUGUAAUAAAGGUUUAUAUAUAACCA